Messenger RNA from Alternaria alternata, 850 nucleotides. RefSeq lists its product as hypothetical. Lineage: Eukaryota; Fungi; Ascomycota; Dothideomycetes; Pleosporales; Pleosporaceae. The coding region runs from base 323 to 754 and encodes 143 amino acids. The record is from RefSeq and is a predicted model, not a curated record. The transcript has 3 exons.
AUCAAAACCUGGUUUGAACGACAUUAGGAAUGACGACCAAGAACUCCGACCUUCUUGUCAUAAACACAAAUGAUGCGAUCAAACUGGGGUCUACAUUGUAGCGCGAUCGUAGCCAGGGUGAUCGAAGUCUCAGGAGUGCUCUAAUUCCAAUACUGUCGUUGCACGCAUUACAUCCCAUUUUUUUCAACUCGGGCUCGCUCCCGAGCUGCUGCAAGACCGACGGGUGCUGGCAGUCCCCUCUUGAUGAGGGUUUGAAGAGACGAAUAUUGCGGAUACACGCAUCUGUUUAUCGGAGUGAUAUUCCCUGGGGACGUCGUGGAGAAUGAUGCGAAGGUGCAGAGAGAUCAAUGGUAUCGCGAGUCGGAACGUGGUGCCGCUAAAAUUCGCCGCGGGAGUCCUGCUGGGCCCACCAAUGUCGGCGGCUGCUACCGCCGAUAGCCUCGGAGUGCUUCAACACGUGCAGUCGCGCAUCGCAGUCCACGACGCGCUUUGUCUUCGACACGCUCUGACGACCGACAUUGGUAGAUGUCGACGCAAUGCCUCGCGAUGGAUUACAACUAGCAAUGACCAUACGAGCAGGUUGCGUCGCUGGCCGAGCUCACGUACACGGCCCACCAUUCUGCAUCAUAUCUUCAUGAACACGACGGGAACACCAACAUCAACACCAGCAUCAAUGCCUGCUACAGCAGUUACUAUAUACACCGGUCGCAGACAACUGGUUCCAUACCCAUUUACCAUCGUUUUACCACGAUGAAAUUAUCGCACAGGCAUCGGUACAGGGUUGACGCAACUCUGCCAUGUCGAGUUGUUGAAAGCCGUCGCAUACGGGUCCCAACUAGGAUCUAUAUGC